CUAUAAACAUGGCCGAUAAACUUCGUACUCUCCAAAAUCUUGAGGCUUUACAAGCUCGCUACGUCGGUACCGGCCACGCGGAUACCACAAAAUAUGAAUGGACCUCGAAUAUCAUUCGCGAUAGCUAUGCGUCGUACGUUGGCCACCCACCACUCUUGCAGUACAUGGCAAUCGGAAUGGGCGAGCCCAAAGAGAAAGUUAGAGCUAUGAUGUUGGAGAAGAUGGUUAGAGGAGCAGGGAAUCCGCCGGAGGUACAAGAAUAAUGAUGCGUGCCUCCUACGAGGCAAACGAAAAUUUGUACAUUUGCGAAAUCAUUGCUCCCCGUUGGCAUACCGAUACCCCUGCAGCCGGAAAGUAAACCGAUAAAAGGUCGAACGCUGGUGCAAGCAAAGGGACGACCCAAACUUGCUUAAAACAGCAUUCCUACUACCCUUGGUCUAGCCUCGGGAUGGAGAUUAGCUCGAAAAUGACCGGCAGAAUCUCAGACAGAAAAUACGCACGUCCAUCAAAGAACAAGAAGGUGUGAAGAAACAAACACCUAGCAUUUACGACGAGAGACAGCCUUGCACUAAGGCGUCACCUUGUAUGCUAUCUUUAUCCAAAUCCAUCUGCAGCGACAAUACACAUAGCUGUGCUGUUAUGUAUGUAGACAUCGAAUCAAAUACCUAUCCAGUCUACAGAGUAUACAUAUUCAAUUCACUCAUACAUCACUUA
Messenger RNA from Coccidioides immitis RS, 714 nucleotides. Its product is annotated as splicing factor 3B subunit 10 SF3b10. Bases 9 to 263 code for a protein of 84 amino acids. Lineage: Eukaryota; Fungi; Ascomycota; Eurotiomycetes; Onygenales; Onygenaceae. Gene Ontology annotation, biological process: mRNA splicing, via spliceosome. The record is from RefSeq and is a predicted model, not a curated record. Gene Ontology annotation, cellular component: U2 snRNP; precatalytic spliceosome. The transcript is spliced from 2 exons.